AUGGCCAUUGACGAGGCGCAACGCGAGGAGCUGCAAGCUCGUCUCAAAGCUCGGGACGACCAUCUGCGCGAGUCAUGGGUGCGCGCCAUGGAAGCUCGCAUCGUCCGCGAUGAGCUCAAGAAGUGCCAGAGGGGCGAAGGUGUUAACCACCUGGAGAACUGCAAAUGGCUGGCGGACAAGUACGCGAACAUGCUGAAAGAGAACAGGGUCAAGGGCUAUAAGAUGAUCGACAUAUGA
Molecule: messenger RNA, 237 nt
Organism: Gloeophyllum trabeum ATCC 11539
Lineage: Eukaryota; Fungi; Basidiomycota; Agaricomycetes; Gloeophyllales; Gloeophyllaceae
Exons: 3
Coding region: 1-237 (78 amino acids)
Source: RefSeq, a predicted model, not a curated record